Molecule: messenger RNA, 2483 nt
Organism: Solanum dulcamara
Lineage: Eukaryota; Viridiplantae; Streptophyta; Magnoliopsida; Solanales; Solanaceae
Product: transcription termination factor MTEF1, chloroplastic-like
Exons: 5
Coding region: 168-1310 (380 amino acids)
Biological process (GO): regulation of DNA-templated transcription; chloroplast organization
Cellular component (GO): chloroplast
Molecular function (GO): double-stranded DNA binding
Source: RefSeq, a predicted model, not a curated record
UUGUAAGAAUAAAGGAACCUUGGCUAUGGCUGAAAUAGGCUAUCUGUGCACUUUGUCCAAAACAACAACAUCGGGCACCCGGCCCAAUUCAUACCGAACGUUCAUCGUCUCCCCCAAGCUGAGCAAAAAUCUUACAGAUUCCAUUUUGCUCUGUCUUUACCCUAAUAAUGAAAGCAGCUAAGUUCAAUGCUUUUUCCCAAUUUCGUUUCCUGUUUUUCAAUUCUAAAACCUUAAAUCCCUUAAACCCUAACAUAUUCAGAUUCAGAUUCCUCACAGUAGCUGCUGCCUUGCCUUCUCCUGAAAAAACCCUAGAAGACCAAGCAGAAGAGCUCAGUAGUACUUGCAAAGACUCAUCAGAUUUGCUUAAGCAAUGGGGUUGCACUGAAGAUGACAUUUCCAAGAUUUUUCAGCGUCGCCCGUCUUUGCGCAGAAUGGAACAAACACUCCUUCAGUCAAAGCUCAAAAUUCUGAGUGAUUUAGGUAUACCAUCAUCUGACCUCACCAAGAUUAUUAAUUGCCGUCCUCGUUUCCUUGAUAGUCGGAUUGAUCGUUGCUUGGAAGAACGUCUUGAAUUUUUUCAAACUUUGUUUGGUACUAAAGAAAUUCUUCUCAAGGCUAUUGUUCGAAAUCCGUCGUUGCUUACUUAUGACUUCCGUAAACAGAUUAAACCAAUGGUUGCAUUUUAUGAACAAUUGGGUCUUAGCAGAAGUGAGUUAACCUCCAUGCUUUUAGCUCGACCAACUCUGAUACCAAGAACCUCUUUGGAUGAUGAGAAGAUGGAUUAUAUUCAAAGAACUGGUGUGGAAAAGGGUACUUCGAUGUAUAAACAUGUGGUUGCCUUGUUUGCUAUUUCACGGUCUGAGACUAUCCGUCAGAAGGUGGCUAAUUUGGAGAAACAUGGUUUUACUGAAGAUGAAGUCUUUAGGCUUUUUGGACGGUCUCCAUUUUUGUUAACAUUGUCUGUUGAUAAGGUUCAGAGAAACAUGACUUAUAUAUUGGGUACAAUGAAGCUUUCUGCAUAUUUGGUUCGUGAUAACCCGUGUUUGCUGUUCCUCAAUUUGGAGACUGCUAUAAAGCCAAGGUAUUUAUUAGGGGCAAAGAUAGAUGAUAUGGGUCUGGUUCCUCAAGUGAAGGGUCCUUCAUUGUUAAGAGCAAUGAGGAUGACGGAAAAGCGGUUCAUCAAGGCCUUUAUAAAUUGCCAUCCAGAAGACGUGGCUCAUGAAUUGAUGGAAUACUAUACAAAAGUUAAAGGUGUUAGAAGGUUGGCAGAAUCCUCCAGGAAACAAUUAUACAAAGGAUUUCCGUUUUGAACAUAUUUUCCAACAGUGACUUUUCCAAUUAUCAUUUGACUCUAUUUGUAAUUGAAUUCCUUCAUUUUUCAUUGACAAAAAGUAGAUUUUAUUUGUAUUAUUGAUUUGCUGGGGAUGUUUGAUUGUUGUUUUCAAGUAUAGUCAAUACGAUGAUAUUCUGUUGUGCAAGUGGAUGUAAGCUAAUAAUAUAUGAAUUGGAGUAGAGCUGAAAUUACCUUAGACAAAAGGAGCUAUUCGAAGCAUAUGGACUGCUGCAAAAUUGUCCACGUCUCACCAGAUUUGCUCUUCAUGCUCCUAAGUUUCAGGAGUUUCUUUUCAAAUAUAACUACUGUUGAAAAUGCACUUCAUAUCAAUUUGGAGCUGAUUCUGUAGCCUCAAAGACCAAUGAAUUGGCGUAUUGUCAAGAACUAUAUUAGCUGGAGUUAUUAGCUCAUACCCGGAUUAUCAAAUAGGUCGUAUCUGGGAGGCGACAUGUAGGAAUUAUGUCUGCUGAGCCUAUUGGAAUUAUGAGGUGAGGUUAUUGUUUGGAGACUUGCAUAAGACUGGCAUUUUCAUGUGGAACUACCUCUACCAUCUUGGGAGCAACAAGUUCACUCUCAUGAGAGAUUACAUCAAUACUCUAAAGAAACAUGGACUUAGCCGGGAUCCUCCCAGUCCCAGAAGAAAGUGAUUAUUAAACACACCAUGAAUAUACUGAUUGUACGUGGAUGAUUUACAGUACUUAUGGUUAGAAGACAAUCUUCGCAUGUGCAUGAAGUGGCAGGACAGUGACCAGCCUCUCAAUUGAUGUAAGGCCAUGACGAUGACUAGCUCUUCAUAUAUUGUCAUAUGUGCAAUCGAAUUUGUGGGAAGCUACAACGCCCAAAAGUAGAAUUCCAGUUGAAAUAAAGGAUUCAAUGUAAUUGCAAUGAGGCAAUAAAGGAUGCAAAUGGGCAGGUUAAGCAACUCUGAACUGCUGAAACAGCACAAGAUGAGGUGUGUAGAUGUUACAAAGACAAGCUUAACAGGACGAUAGAGAAAAACGAUGAACAUGGCAAGGAAGAUAAUAAUUAUUCUUGGGUCAUUAAUUUUGUUUCCAAAUUGUACUAUAACUUCUGAAAUCCAUUAUUGAGAAACUAGAAAGUGGACCAAAGAAAAUUUGAGAACAAAUUUGGUGACUGGUAUUCUCAUCCA